GAUUGUCUUUUCCCUGUGUUACAAAAAAAAAAACCCCUCUCAAAAUAGGAAAAGACACCAAGCUUGCUAUUUUUGCCUUUUUAGAUCCAUUUUUCUCUCUUUCCAUUUUUACUUCCACUUGACUCUCUCUAGGAUUUUCAGAGUUCCAAUCUCUUUUCUUCCCCUUUAACUGCAAAAGAUCAAGCUUUUUCUUGAAGGUGCCUGAAAAAAAAAAGUGAAGAAUUUUAGCGUUUUUUUUUUCUUUAGGCUUUUAGGUAGUUCAGCAUUGUGGGUUUUGAAUCAUUUUAUUGGUUAAGGAGAGUAGGAGAAAAUUAAAGUGUAUAAAUAACUUUCAUUUUUAAGCGGUGCUAUUGAAUUUGCAUUGUUUUGUUCAUUUUGAAGCUUGUUUUUGGAAGUGGAUUUUAUUUUAUCUUCUUUAAAGGUUGUAGUUUUCUUUAUUCUGUUUUUGGAGAAAUGGGUUCUUCUCAUUUGUUCAUUUUGCGUAAAAUGUUGUUAAAGAAAUGUGAUUUGAUUAGAUUGGAUGAUUUGCAUUGAAUAUUGGGUUUCAGUGUAGUUAUCGGCUUUGUCCCCCUUUUUUUUCUCAGGAAAAUGGGUAAUUGAUUAUUCAUUCGGUUGAAUGCUGGUGAGGAAAUGGGAUUUUUGGUGAAGUUGGAUUAAUGAAAUAUGAGAUUUAGAUUUAGUUUGAGCUUUUAAGCUUUUUGUGUAUGGUGGGAUUGGAUGAGUAUAAAAAUAUUGGAAAAGUAAAAAUUUCUUGAACGAAUGAAGGGGUAGUGAUUGAUUGUAAGAACAGAAGAAGGUUUUAUCGAGGUGUGGAUUAUCAUGGGUUGCAUUUGUUGUAAGCCAUCUGCUAUUGAAGAUAGUAAGCAGAGUCCUACGAGUAAGGUCUCAUUAGAUGUUAGGGUAUCAAUGGCAACUUCUUCAAGGAGGGAGGAUUCACAGAGAACAAAGGACCGAUAUGGUAACAGUGAAGGGAGGACAAUGCUGAUUGAUAAACAAGUGAAUGGUUCGGUUCGAAUUCAUGGGGAGAAUUUGGAUAGGAAGAGGGAGAAGGUGGAGUGUGUUGUCCGGCAACACCCAGGGAGGGGUAGUGUUCCAAAAGCUAUAGAAGGGGAGCAGGUAGCUGCCGGGUGGCCUGCUUGGUUAGCUGCAGUGGCAGGAGAAGCAAUCCAAGGAUGGAUACCACGGCGUGCAGACUCAUUCGAGAAGCUAGAUAAGAUUGGCCAAGGAACUUAUAGUAAUGUUUAUAGGGCUCGUGAUUUAGAUCAGAAGAAAGUUGUUGCUCUGAAGAAAGUAAGAUUUGAUAACCUCGAGCCAGAGAGUGUUCGAUUCAUGGCGAGGGAGAUUCACAUUUUGCGUAGACUUGAUCAUCCAAAUGUUAUAAAGCUGGAAGGUCUCGUUACCUCAAGGAUGUCUUGCAGCUUGUACCUUGUUUUUGAGUACAUGGAACAUGAUUUGGCUGGUCUUGCUUCAAACCCUGGUCUCAAGUUUUCAGAACCGCAGGUUAAGUGUUACAUGCAGCAACUUCUGUGUGGUCUCGAUCAUUGUCACAGCCGCGGUGUCCUACAUCGUGACAUUAAGGGUUCCAACCUUCUACUUGACAACAAUGGCAUCUUGAAGAUUGCGGACUUUGGUCUGGCUAGUUUUUAUGAUCCCCUUCAAAAUCAGCCCUUCACAAGCCGUGUUGUAACUCUUUGGUAUAGACCACCUGAGCUUUUGCUUGGUGCCACUUACUAUGGUACUGCUGUGGAUUUAUGGAGUACAGGCUGCAUACUUGCUGAGUUAUAUGCUGGCAAGCCUAUUAUGCCCGGAAGAACUGAGGUGGAGCAGCUGCAUAAAAUUUUCAAACUUUGUGGCUCACCUUCUGAAGAUUAUUGGAGAAAAUCAAAGUUGCCUCAUGCAACCAUUUUUAAGCCGCAGCGGCCUUAUAGACGUUGUGUUGCAGAAACAUUUAAGGAAUUUCCUGCACCAGCUUUAGCUCUCAUGGAAACCUUACUUUCCAUUGACCCUUCUGAUCGUGGAUCUGCAGCUUCUGCUCUCAAGAGUGAGUUCUUUACAACAAAGCCUCUUCCCUGUGGUCCUUCGAGCUUGCCAAAGUAUCCUCCGAGCAAAGAGUUUGAUGCAAAGAUGAGGAAUGAAGAAGCUAGAAGACAAGGAGCAGCCGGAACCAAGGGCCAGAGACCUGAACUUGAGAGGAAAGCAACAAGAGAGUCUAGAGCUGCCCCAGCACCCGAUGCUAAUGCUGAACUAGUCUUGUCAAUGCAGAAAAGACAAAAUCAAUCCAAUUCGAAGAGCCGGAGUGAGAAGUUUAAUCCUCAUCCUGAAGAAAUUGCCUCAGGCUUUCCUAUAGAUCCACCUAGACCAUCACAAGCAGUAGAAUCAAAUGCAGAUGCACAUGGGAAUCAUCCCAAGAGAGGCUCCCAUUCAGGGCCACUGUCUCACCGAGCUGCAUGGGCAAAGUCUGGGAAGAACCGAGAUGAUCCUCCAAAAAUUUUGACCGGGGCUGAUUUGUCGAUGAUGUCCGGUUUAGUGGCAGCAAGGAGAAAUAAUCUUAUUUCUGAAGAUCACAGAGAAAGCUCUGGUUCUUCGCAGUCAGAAGCUCCAAAAUUAUUUGCUAGGUUUCCAGGGUCUUUUAAAGAGGCCUCAGAAUCCUUCAUCCAACAUGAUCAGGAACAUAAUGUGCAGCAGAAAGAAGAUGGAAGAAGUGACAACAAUGACCCAGUUCUGCUUGGUUAUGGAUCAAAGGGUAACAAAAUUCACUAUUCGGGUCCAUUAUUAGUUCCAUCUGGCAAUGUGGAUCAGAUGCUCAAGGAUCACGAUCGCCAAAUCCAAGAAGCUGUUCGGCGAGCACGACUCGAUAAAGCAAAGAAGAGAAAAGUUCAGUUAGAAGCGAACCAUAUGUCAACCACUUCAUUAUUUGUGUCUGGUCGUUGAACUAAACUUUGUAAACAGCAAAUCAUAGUUGAGCAUUGUCAAGAUGAUCACUGCAAAUAAUUUGGCUGCUGAUUCUCUUGUCAAAUAUCCACUCAAGUAGUCCAGUGGAUACUUUUUUUGUAUAGGAUAGUGCUUUGUUACUCGGACUCAGGCAUUAGUGGCAGAUACAGGUAUGAAUAUGAUUCUCGCACGAGUAUGUUCAAGUUUUUUAAGUUGUGUCAUGUAUUUGAAAGGCAUUUCCGAGUUAUUUAGGAGUAAGAUAUGGUGAGAGGGUCGGUGUUUUUAGGAAGCUGGCUUAGUAGUGGGCAUAUAUCUAGCUAAGCUUGUAGCUUGUUAAGAAAACCUUUUGUCCGUGAUUCAUCAUUUGUGCAUUUCUUUCCACUCAGCAACUGCAAUUCUGCAUAGAUAUGGUCCAGCCUUGUAGAGCUUUUUGUCAAGAUAUUGUUGUGUUCUAGAUUUGUAAAGUCUUAGACUUGAAAAUUGUAUUUAUUGGUACCAGAGUUAUUAAUUGUAUCGGCUGGUACAUAUCGUUUAAAGAAAGAAUAGUUGGAGGUUCAAUGUUAAGAA
Messenger RNA from Gossypium raimondii (Peruvian cotton), 3498 nucleotides. Its product is annotated as probable serine/threonine-protein kinase At1g54610. Gene Ontology annotation, cellular component: nucleus; cyclin-dependent protein kinase holoenzyme complex. The coding region runs from base 820 to 2931 and encodes 703 amino acids. NCBI's taxonomy places the organism in Eukaryota, Viridiplantae, Streptophyta, Magnoliopsida, Malvales, Malvaceae. Gene Ontology annotation, biological process: protein phosphorylation; positive regulation of transcription elongation by RNA polymerase II. The transcript has 8 exons. Gene Ontology annotation, molecular function: cyclin-dependent protein serine/threonine kinase activity; RNA polymerase II CTD heptapeptide repeat kinase activity; ATP binding. The record is from RefSeq and is a predicted model, not a curated record.